GUCAAUCAGCGCUGGGCGGCAGCCCCCCGCGCGGGGGCUCGGAGAUGCCAGGCUCGGCGACAGGCGGCGGCAGCGGCGGCGGCCACCACGGCGCAGACACACGCCUUCCCGCCGGCGCGCGCCGGGGUAGAGCGGGCGGCCGGGCGGCCGAGCCACCCCUGGAGCUGCGCGCGGGGCGGGCAGGGCCUCCGGCUCGGCAUGGAGCCCGAGAUGCAGGCGGCGGAGGAGGGGCCCAGCGCGCCCCGCAUCUACAAGCAGCGCGGCCCCUACAGCGUCCUCAAGACGUUCCCCAGCCGGCGGCCGGCGCUGGCCAAGCGCUACGACAGACCCACGCUGCUGGAGCUGCCGCCCGCGCGGCCAUCCCCGCUGCCGCCGCCGCCGCCGCCGCCGCCCUUCGCGCCGCUCGCCGCCGUGCCCAUCAGCAGCAGCGAGCCGCCGCCGUUCCCGACGCAGCCGUCCUACCCGGCCGGGGCAGGCCGGGCCCCCGCCGCCGCCGCCGCCUCGUCGUCGUCGCCGUCCUGCACGCCCGCCGCGCCCCCCAGCCACCCGAGGACUCCGGCGCCGCCGCCGCCCACGGCCCCCGCCGCCUCGUCGUCGUCGUCCUUCGCCGCCGUCGUCAGGUACGGCCCGGGCCCGGCCAGCGGCGCGGGCAGCAGCAGCGCGGGUAGCGACGGCGUCAGCGUGGAGCUCAGUGCAGAGAGCCGGAUGAUCUUGGAUGCCUUUGCCCAGCAAUGCAGUCGUGUUCUUAGUCUCUUAAAUUGUGGAGGAAAACUUCUGGACUCCAGCCAUUCUCAGUCCAUGAUUUCUUGCGUCAAGCAGGAAGGCUCUAGUUAUAACGAAAGACAGGACCAGUGUCACAUUGCAAAGGGAGUCCAGAGCCAGACCCCUGACAACAUAGACAUAGAAAUGCAAUAUAUGCAAAGAAAACAACAAACUUCUGCCUUUUUGAGAGUGUUCACUGACUCGCUCCAAAAUUACCUGCUCUCGGGGAGCUUCCCAACUCCAAACACCUCAGCGGUCAGUGAGUAUGGCCACCUGGCUGAUGUGGACCCUCUCUCAACCUCCCCGGUGCAUACAUUAGGUGGCUGGACCUCCCCGGCGACAUCUGAGUCCCACGGUCACCCAUCCUCCUCUACGCUGCCGGAGGAAGAGGAGGAAGAGGAAGGCUACUGUCCUCGAUGCCAGGAGCUGGAGCAGGAGGUUAUCUCAUUGCAACAAGAAAACGAAGAGCUCAGAAGGAAGUUAGAAAGCAUUCCAGUGCCCUGCCAGACCGUCCUAGAUUACCUAAAGACAGUAUUGCUGCACCACAACCAGCUCCUGCCGCAGCCCGCAGACCAGCCCACCGAGGGAAGCAAGCAGCUGUUGAACAACUAUCCUGUCUACAUAACGAGCAAACAGUGGGACGAGGCUGUAAAUUCUUCCAAGAAAGACGGGCGGCGGCUCCUCCGAUACCUCAUCAGAUUUGUUUUCACAACCGAUGAGCUUAAGUACUCAUGCGGCCUUGGGAAAAGGAAAAGGUCAGUUCAGUCAGGAGAGACAGGUCCUGAAAGACGCCCUCUGGAUCCAGUUAAAGUCACGUGCCUCCGAGAAUUCAUUAGGAUGCACUGUACCUCCAAUCCCGACUGGUGGAUGCCCUCGGAGGAGCAGAUAAACAAAGUGUUCAGCGAUGCCGUGGGUCACGCCCGACAGGGCCGGGCAGUGGGAACUUUCCUGCACAACGGCGGCUCGUUUUACGAAGGGAUGGAUCACCAGGCGUCCCAGGAUGAGGUCUUCAACAAGAGUUCACAGGAUGGAUCUGGGGACUAGCGGACAGAAUCUUCACCCUCCCAGUGGUGUUUUUGUGUUUUGUUUUUUGUUUUGUUAAGAGCUCCAGUUGUGAAUGUCCAUUUCCUGUCACCCUAGAGUCCAAAGCAUGUCCUUCUGUCAGACCCCUGCCCCACUGCCACAGUUCCCAAAUAGAAAUCCACUUUGGAGUUUUCUGGGAUGUCUCUGGCACCUGCAGUAGUGUUGGAUGUAUUCUAUCACCAAGGAAAAGGUACAGUUGACAUAAGUCAUUACUAGCUAGACAUUGAGGGUGUCUCCUGUCCCAAGUCUUCAGGUCAGCCUGGCCUCCUGAGCAGAGCUGGUCUCCUGGGAAGGUUCAGUUAGUGUUCUUGCACGUGGGGGAAGGAAAGACACAGACUUGUUUUAAGGGACUAGCAACAAGCAUUUUCUUAUGUAAUUCAAGUUAAGUUUUGUCUUUUGAUUUUCCAAAGACUUAAAUUCAGAGUUCUCAGCAAAGACACAGGAUAGGUGACACCGUAAGCGUUCAUAUAGUAGAAGCCAGAGAACGGAGGCCGUGUCUGUUCAGUUGAGGUCAGCUACUUUUCCGUUAUCUUCUAGACAAAACUCACUGUGCCGAUCAGAAAGGCAGUCUGAUUCUGUGGCUUACGAGCGGGAGAUUUCCCUUAUAUCUUUAGGAACAUCCAGAGAUUCAGAACCGUUUUCCAAUGCCUCAUUUCCUAAGUUCCUUGAUGCACAGCUUCCAUAGCCUUAAGUCAGCACAGUGCCAGUAGUGGGUUCAGUGAGAAUUCCCACCAGCUAGCUGUUGGGUAAGACCAAGCCCAGGCUGUCACUGAUGGUCUGGCAUUGCAGACAGACAUGCAGCUUCAAGGCCGUUCUGACAACUAUGCGGUGGCCUGGUGGUGAGUUCUCUGAAAUUGGAGGACCUUUCUGGACUGAGUGGCAGUUUAGAAUGUAUGAAACUUCUCUUUCCCGUCAUCGUGGAUGAAUACGCCUCAUCCAGCCGUGCCUCUCCUUUCCUCGCUAGUCCUCUGCAGUCUGAGCUCUCAGUUAACUGUUCUGCUUGCCUAGCUAAUCUGUGGAAUCCAUAUGUGAGAGUAGUGGUGCCCUGGGAGCCACUUCCCAGCAGAGGGUACAGAGGUGCUAUAAUUGUGUCUAAUAGGGAUUGAACUUUGGACAUGAGAGACUCGCUUUACCAGACGAGUCAAGAUUACUGUGUUCUUUGUGGAACCAAGAGCUAAAUGGGCAGCCUUUGUUGAAGAUCGUGAAUGUCAUCUACGAACACAGUGAAGAGCUUUGAAAUUGGGAUAGAAAUUCAGAUUAUCCAUUUAGGAAAGGGACUCUUGGGGAGGCCAGUUUUGUCAAAAAUCACAAUAUGUUAACAAUAUAUUCAAUAUUUAGUGUCAGUUUGAACAAAUCAGCUGAGCAGUUUAGAAGUAAAAGAAAUUGAGUAAAUGAACUGUCAUUUACAAUAGGGGAGAGCAGUGCCUUUUGCAUUCAAGAGAAGGUGUAUUUCUUAAUGAGUGAUCAAAGGUCUGGACAAUCUGCCCUUGGAAAUGUCCAAUGCCAUAAAACCUUGUGGGGAGCUUGCCACCACCUCCUCUGCCCUUCCAUCUUCCCUUGGCGCUGGGCUUCAGUUCCUGUUCCUGCUGGGUACGUUGUCCUUGCUACAGCAGCCUUGUUCAUCUGCUGCUUUUAAGGAAUGCAAACUUGUGGGUUGCAUCUUUCCCCUGUAAGUCUGAGGAGUCUGCACACAUCUUCCAUACAUCAUCCUGGAGUCUGCUGUGGUGCAGGUCUUCACUGAGGCUGAAGGAGCAUUUGGGGCCCCAACUCUCUGAACCUUUAACGUACCACAGCUGUGGAGCAGGGACCGGAACCUCCAGACUGGCCUUUGCUUCUGCCACUUGAAAAGGUGCCCGUGCUAGGCUUGCCACCGCCUUUGCUCCUGAGCCACUUGCUCUCUGCCUCUUGUUCUCUCUCCAAGUGAAUGUCUGCUGUCAGCUGUUUCCCACAAGUCACCAGUUCUGAAACAGAAGUGAUGCUGGCCGUUGUGCACAUGAGGAAACUAAGGACCACAGUGCUGACUUCCUCAGCAUCUUCAGUUUCCCUGUGUGCCCUGGGCCUAGGACCUGCAGUCCUCGGCCCCUGUGUGAUUGCUGUUUUCUUUAGCUUAGAUGACUGCCUGAAACGAGCAGGCAGCUGCUUAGACCUGACUCGGUGCUCUGCUGGCCCUUUGUCCAAAUGUGUGUCCAUUUAAGGCUGCUACUGCUCGGUAGUAAAGCUGCUCUUCAGGUCAUGGUGGUUUCCUUUGUGGUCACCCAAGUGUUAAAUCAGCUGCAAAAGGUGCCAUCUCUGGCAGGGAUUCAGAGCUCACCAUUCAUCAGGCUGCCCCCAUUUCCCCACAAGCCUUUGAUUUUAUGUUUGGAGGUCUGAGAAUGUUGUCCGUCAGCUUGGUUUGAUUUUCCACAUCAUUCCGGAAGUCAGACACAUUGUUCCCCAACACAAAACUUCAUCCUCUGUCAACUUGUAGAAUUACCCUGAGUCAUUUAGCGUUGGUUUGAAGUAGACUUGAGUUAAAAACAGCUCAGAUGCAGCUGUGCCGUGUCAUUGGUGAGAAAAAUGUGGUUGCCAGGCUGGCGUGACUAACUGAUGUUUUUGUCAGUGAUUAGAUGGGUCUGGUGUCCCAGCUAUCAAGCUCCGUGGUUAAUAGUGAACAUUGUCCUGGUGUAUUUUUCUUUUUCCAUAUUAAAAUGCCUGCUUCUCACAGUGAUUAACUUCCCAGACACAGAUCUUGCCAAGAGGAGGAUGACCCUGGAAUGACCCAUCAGGGGACUGGGACCAGGAACCUGUAGAGAGGAACGCUGUUCUACGAGCAUUUGAUAAGGUCACAUUUCUCACUGGCCCUUUUGUGGGUACAGUGUUCAGUCUGUCAUGGCAUCUAGAAAACUGAAACAUUUCAAAUUGGAGCUUUUUUUGCUUGAAAGCGUUUCUGCCAGGCCUUAAUCCUGUUCCUCGUCUGUCACAGCAUUUGGGGGACUUUCGCCGUGUGUUAAAAGGCUUCCCUGUAAAGGUCGCAGAGAGCGCAGGAGUGCCGUCAUCUCUUGGUCAGGUGUGGAGGGAUGCAUGUCACCACUGUAGUCGGUGGGAGGUUCAGGUGUCGUUCCUGACCUUCAUCAGUGACCAGCACUGAGAGGAGAGGCCUUCGUCGGGAGGACAAGGAGACGUGUGAUCACAGUUGUAUUUGACACAGCUACUCUCUGUGGCACCAGGUUACGGUCACUGAUAGCAAUAGGAUUUUAUUAUUUUCAGUCCAGUAAUGAUUCUUGAAAUAGUAGAUGUUUACACAAAAUCUAAACAAUAACUCAAACUUAGGAAUCUGCAGGUCUGUGAUUUCUCCAUACCCCUGCCUCUGGCUUGUGCCUCUCUUCUGCAGCUGAGAAGUAGAUGGGGCUCCGUGGGAAGAUGUGCACCGUGUCCAGAACGCGGGCAUUCAUUGCCCUCAUAUGGGUUCUGUAUUUCGGUUUGUUUUUUUUUGUUGUUGUUGUUUUAGGGUUUUUCUUUGCUGUUGUUUUUUUUUUGUUUUGUGGUGCAGGGAGUUGAAUAUUAUUCAGUAUAAACUCUAGGCUGACCCUGACACCCCUGACUACCUCCUUAGUUUCUGUAUAGACCGGUUAUCGGUUUGGGUUGAAAGGUCAUUUUUUGUUGACUUAGAAGAUUUUAAAUGUGUAGUUUCUUCAGUCAGUGCUGUACCUGUCACAGUUCAGUCUGUGUUCAUCUGGGACAGCUUUCACAUGCGGAUCUGGAGAAAUGUGAUAGAAAAUGGUUUUGCACAUAUGGUGUGAGUCUUGCUGGUGUGUGUUUAGUGUGGUGACACUCGCCAAAGCUGCUUGGCAAACACAUCAAGAGGGAUGCUUGAGUCACAACUCUCAUGCAAAUGUGUCGAAACAGCAGUGUGUGUCGGUGUGGUAUAUUUUUGUAAACAUGGUGGUGGCUUCUUUCAGUCAUAUAAGUACCGGGUAAAAAUAACAUUGAAACACUGGAGGAAGAUGACACUUAGCUGUUCACAAAGCUACUUGCGUUAUCAGCUGUGGUGUGUGUGUGUGUGUGUCUGUGUGUCUGUCUGUCUGUCUGUCUGUCUGUCUGUCUGUCUCUACAGGAGAGGGACAAAUUGACAUCAGCAAUGUGGAGGACAAAAAUAGUACCCAUCACCACUUACUUUUUUAAAAGUAAAGUUUAAAGCUUUAGCUGAUGCAUUUACGCAUUAGAGGCCACUUGUACUCUCCAUAGUAUAUUGAACCUUGGGAAAUACUGAGAACUGGAAUUCUCGCAUUUAAUGACUGAGUUUGUCGGUCUUGACUGUUGAAGGCAGUAAAUCACCAAAACCUUGACUUCUGAGCUUCCAUAACUUGGCUGUGAGGUCUGUGCUCUCAUUGGAUCACAGUUUCUGAAACUGCAGUAACGGUACAUCUGCUAGUGAGACCCAUUUGAAAACCUGGGUCACUCUGAACAGUGGCAACCCGUCCAGGCAGCCCGUGUGCCUCGCCAUACUGCAAAACAGUUUGGCCCUGUCGGAGAUCACUCCCAUGGCAAUAGUUAACUCCAGCUACCUGAGUGUAACUCUCGAUUCCCUGUGUGCUAGUUGCUUCAAAAAGCACUUUAAUGCAUCCUUCACAGCUGCCCUAAGCGGUCACUGCCCAGGGUGCUCACUGGAGGUCACUUUGGGCUCAGUAAGCAGAAUGGCCCCUUCUGUUUGCCCCAGUCAGGCAUGGUUCUCGAAGUCUGCCAACACUUCAGAGUGAACGUUUUUGUUUUUUCUGAUGCUGUCGAGGGAAAGCUGCCGUUUAUAUCACUAAAUCUGCUUUGGGGGUGUGCAGGUGCUUAGAUAACAGGUAUUUGAUGCUCGAGCCUCCAGGAGUUCUCAGGGGGCUGGCAUGAGUCAUGGCCUGUUUGACAACCUGUGAGGGAGACCAGAAACUCAAGGAAAUGGAUACAUCGAAGUCUAGUUCCCUUCUACUUGUGUUCUAGGUCCCUGUGCAAAGAUGCAGGGGCUUAGAAGAAAACUUGGAGUUUUGUUUUAAGACUAGAUCCUCUUGGGGAACACGUGGUGACAGCACUGGGUAUUGGCCAGUGUUCCCAUCUCUGUGUGGCUGGUUUUGCAGCCUCCUGGUGACAGAGUUUGGUGAAACAGGAGGUUUAGCUGACACCGUCACCAUGCGGGCUGUAGAGGAGGCUGUGUAAAGAAUAUAGUGACCUGUUGAUUUUGCCCCUAUAGUUUUAGCUUUAACAUCUUUUGAGAGCAUGCCAAAGCCACAAGGGGCCUGGCUUGUGUCUCUUGGGAGCAAACGCUGCUGGAGGGAGGCAGGGAACUUGGUCACUGUCCAGCCUGGCCCUGCCCAGGCUAAGCCUCGCCUUCAUGUCUCUCCUCUGCAGAAUGGCGUGUUGCAGCUAACACUGGGGCCAGUUGCCUUUAUUCUAUUUUCUAUGAUGAAUACUUGUGGAGAAACUGUGACAAAUCCAUUGAUCCUAAUAUUUUUAUUGUUGGAGUCUUGUGGCUUCUCUGAAUAAUUUCUAUUUGAUUGUACUGUGUGGAAUUCAUACACACUAGGGAUAUGUUAAUAAAACUAAAAUGCAUAGUAUAAUAUAGAAUAGCAAAAAAUUUUGUGAACAAUUUAUAUAGAAGAGUAAGUUGUUUUUUAAGUGUUAGGCCAUUUCUUUUAGGAACCUAAAAUGUUAUAAGAGUUUUUUAAACAUUCAAUAUUUUUAAUUAUAAGAGACAUUUGUUACUAGAGCUAAUUAUUUCAGGUGUUCUAAUUGGAAUAUUGAUUUUCUU
Chionomys nivalis (European snow vole) is the source of this 7612-nucleotide messenger RNA. It is a transcript of the gene Bend4, whose product is annotated as BEN domain containing 4. Lineage: Eukaryota; Metazoa; Chordata; Mammalia; Rodentia; Cricetidae. The record is from RefSeq and is a predicted model, not a curated record. The coding region runs from base 199 to 1806 and encodes 535 amino acids. Gene Ontology annotation, molecular function: DNA binding. The transcript has 5 exons.